Molecule: messenger RNA, 2258 nt
Organism: Cloeon dipterum
Lineage: Eukaryota; Metazoa; Arthropoda; Insecta; Ephemeroptera; Baetidae
Product: vasotab-TY3-like
Exons: 7
Coding region: 125-349 (74 amino acids)
Molecular function (GO): protein binding
Source: RefSeq, a predicted model, not a curated record
UUGACAGCGAUCACACUGCUUUUUAUUGGCCAGCUUCUCGGUCACGUGGUACGCGGCGACAAUUUCGGUAUAAAAGAGGACGCACACUGUCACAUCUACAAUCCGAUUUCCACAAACUGAAACCAUGAAAUUCGUGCUGGUCUGCUUUGUUGCGUGCAUGGUGCUGGUCGGAGCGACGGCCGAAGGCGCUGGCGGAGACUGCCCCACCAUCUGCCCUCUGCACUACGCACCAGUUUGCGGCAAGAACAGCAACGGCGAAUCGCGCACCUUUUCCAACGAGUGCGGCAUGAGGGCCCAAAACUGCAAUGGCAAAAAUGAUUUCGUCGAAGAGAAAAAGGGCGCCUGUUAACAACACAUCUUGACAUUCCGGACGAUGCUCCUAAUUGCAUUUAUUUUGACGUGUGAUUUAUUCAAUAAAGAGAGAUUUAAAUAAUUACCAGAAUUAAAAAAUUUGGUUUAUUUUCACGGAGAAACCCUGAAUGAAUUUGAGACCUAGUUGUAUUGCGAUAUAUUUUGGCAAAUGUGCGGCAGCGGCGUAGAGCCCCUCUGCCUGCUGAUCUCGUGUACGCUUAAGUGUUGGUCAAUAAAAGCCAAUCUAGGCGAAACCGACGGAUGCGCUCCGACUCAGAUCACCAUUGGUGGAGCCUCUGAUUGGCACUAAAAGAAAAAGAUGCUCCCCUCACAUUGUUUAUUUCUCGGACAGAACUCCACUACUCAAGCAUGAGUCCGUACAUAUUUUUCGUUCUUGGCCUGCUGUUGCUGGUGGCCUGCGCAGGACGGGCAAAGGACCGCUACAAUAUCAGGGACACGAGCAUGGCCGAUUGUCCGUCGGUCGGCUCCUGCAACCCGAGCCACAAGCCUCUCUGCGCCAGGAAUUCGCACGGCAGCGUCCGCUCCUUUUCCAACCCCUGUGUCAUGAAGGUGGUCAACUGCAAGGAUAAGACAGAUUAUGCGCGAAUACGGAAAGGAUUUUGUUGAACACUCUGGCCGCCGCACAAGUGACGAAGAAUCUGUCUUAAUAACGUAGAAUUUAUUAAGUUAUUGCCAUUUUGUACUGUUUUUAGGUUUUAAAACCUUUUCUUUAUAGCUGUAAUUUUUGAGGGGUUCCGCAUUAGUUUGGAAAAAUAAAUUGUAAGUGGCCAAAAAUGCUUUAAAUGCUGCGUGUACGUCUAAAUCAGCAGUUUUUUUUAGAAGGAAAUAAAUCUAGUGAAAAAUAAUCCAGAAUUUUACAAGAGAAAAAUGAAUACUAUCACUUUAAAGACUAUUUUUCACUAGACUUCAAUUUUAUUUUAACUCACACAUGACUGAUUUUUAGCAACACAAGAAACGAUCAGGCUGCGUGAAUACGUGGAUGUAUAUAUUGUACCAUUUUUGCAUCGCAUAUAUUAAAGCAGAAGGAACAAAAAGAAAACGUUCGUUUGGAUUUUUACUCGACGGUUUUCCUCGUUGCUAGACGAAAGAGUUGAUCCUGCAGUACAGACGGAUUUUGUUGGCACUAUACAGAGUAAACAGAACGCACAUGACGACGAGAAUCUUAAGCGGCUUUAUAGCCAAACAAACACUCACAAGGUCAAAUGAAAAAUCGUAAAAGUGGCACGUUGAAUUAUUUACAACGACUAAUUUGCGUUCAGAAGUUUUUAGUCAAUUACGUGACCGAGGUAAUGUUUACCCAAAAUGACACAUCAACAACUCAAUUAGAUUCAGAUAAGGCCGAGGUUGAUAAAGUGUGCGUCGCGCGCAGUUAAUAAGUGGGAAAAUCUCGAUCCGUCUCAUAAGCUCUGGUGCUCGUCGACAGUGUGCUGAUUAUACAAAAUGAAACUGUUGGCAUUUUUCGUGGUCUUGGCCCUAAUGAUUGCGGCGGUGUUUGGCGGCGAGUGCUCCACGGCGUGCACUUCUGAAUACAGGCCGGUCUGUGGCAGAGAUGAUGCUGGAGAGGUGAAAACCUUCGCCACCAAAUGCAAUUUGGACGCAACCAACUGCCAGCAGAAAACGACUUACGAGUACGUUCGCGACGGAGUCUGCUAAUUGACUUGUCAAACCCACGCACAAAAAAAACGAACGAGGAAAAAAAGAAAAAGAUGCCUGACGUCAACAACGGCCGUGUAUUGAUUUAAUCGGCGCUUGGAGACAAGAGAAUUUGCAUGCCAAACAACACCAGAGAUCAAAAAGUGACCUUUAUUUAUUAGUGAACGUCAGAUCUCCUACUCCUACACUGUCACGGUUUCAAAUCAUGACAAUAAAAUUUGUUUUCGAGUGUA